AUGGCUACGGGGGCGACCCAUCGGUGUGGUCGCCCAGCGCUCUUCGCCGAGCCGAGUCCGCCUCGCUCGGCCCGUCGGCGGCUCGCCGAGCCGCCCGACGCCGGAAGCAAGAGGCGCUGGUGGCUGCGGUGGUGGCCCGCAGCGCUGGCGCCGGCCCUGGCAGCUGGCAGGAUCGUGAGCGUGGGGUGCGACCCGCGCUUCGUCUACUGGCUGCCGGGCGGCGCAUCCCAGGCAGCGUGCGCAGGGGGCUUCGAGGCAGCCCCCGACGAGGCGAUCGCCUGGGCGGCUGCUGGGCCCAGGCUGGGGCAUUGCGCUGGCGACAGCGUGGGCGGCUCCUGCGGUGUCUUCGACGCGGGUGCCGAGGAGCAGCAAGCCCAGCCGACGGCCGAGUGGCUAGCACCUGGCGUGUGGCAUGGCUGUGGCCCCACCGCCGAGAGCGCGGCCCAGGCCUUCGUGCGUGGCCUCGCCGCGAGCUGGCGGCUCGCAGAGCUGGGCGAGGCGCAGGGCGACGAGGAGCUGGCAACGGGUGUCGUGCCAGGGCCCCUGCGGGGGGUGGCUGCCCUUGCGGUGCCGUGUCGUGCCGAGCUCAAGGCUGGUGUACCUCGGCUGUCCGCCGAUCGCGACGGCGGCGUCGGCAUCGUGGAGCACGGCUUCGACUUGGAGUUCCAGCAGGGCGUGCUGCUCCAGCUGCAUAGGUGGGCGGUGCCACUCGGUCGCUCGCUGCAGCCUUUCGUCCGCCGCCGCCUCCGCGUGGACGCGGAGCCCGAGGAUGAGACGGAGGCCCAGGCGGACUUCGAGAAGGAGGAGGCUGCCCAGCUACCAGCCGGGGGGACCCUCCCCCCUGCGGCUGAAGGCUCUGAGGGAGGGGAAGUGCACGUGCAGGCGAGCAGCUCGGUGCCGCAGAGGGAGGACCCCUUGCCCUCUCUCGCCGCCCCGUCGUGGAUCCCGCGGGGACUCCCCGUCGAUCCUGGUGAAGGCCGCUUGUUCGGCUGCAGUGAUUAUGCAAGUGGGAGCCCGCCAAGGACAGGAGUGGCGGACGCUGGAGCGUUGUUCUCUCGGUUCGCGGUGGCGUGGUCCGACGACUCCAGCACAGACCCGCUCGACGAGUUCGACCUGGACGGAUUCGGCUUUUAGCAGUCACUGCAGAUAAUGGUCAAGGCAGUUCCCUCGCUGUCGUGAUGCCGUACCCGCUCGUCGUGCCGUUCGGCCUGGUCUUCCUGGAGUUCGUGUUCGUCGGAGUGGUCAGAGGUGAUAGCGUCGAGGUCG
Messenger RNA from Prorocentrum cordatum, 1266 nucleotides. NCBI's taxonomy places the organism in Eukaryota, Dinophyceae, Prorocentrales, Prorocentraceae. The record is from the annotation of a GenBank genome assembly.